CCGUUAUCUUUCCAUAAACGACCCUCUGCGACCUUUGACUUAUGCAUUCAACUUCCUCCUGGAUGAAGUUUACUCGAACGACGACGUCAGUCACUACUGACGCCGUCCCGAAUGCUGCCUGGAAAUGUUUUCAGACAUUUGUACUUGCAGUUGGAGUUAUCGUGGUGCUGGGGGCGUCGGGUUUGCUCCUUGUGAUCGCGUCAGGGGUGGUGAACUUCUUGCCAUCAACAGAUCGGGCCUUGUACAUUGAGCUGUGCCUUCAAAGUGUCAACCUUGUCUUGACAGUGGCAGCGGUGGCGACGCAAGUGCCCCGCAUUCGCACGUUCGUGCAUGUUUCCCGAUACCUGGCCACUUCUACAUUCGACCAAGAGCAAGGCGACGGUGACCAACAGCGAGCCGAGGCCAUUCGAGCGGCGUUUCCAGCGCUGGUGGUCGAAUUUCACGACCAAACCAACCCGUCCGGAGUGAACAUUCCCCUGCGCAAACUCUGGUUCCUCCUUGCACUACUGAAUGCCCAAUGCAUGUUUCAAUACCCGACCGCUAUUGUGUUGUGGUUCGUUGCCAGCCCGAACCGCCCAUACGUUCUAGUGGCCACCUGCGUCGCACUCUCGGCCUUCUGUAGCAUCGUUGCGUUUGUAUGGGAAUCCCGCCUCGUACGACAUUGCACAAGAUAUCGCGUGCAGCGGGCUGAAAGUGCCUACGAGAAGUACCUCGUCGAAGACACCGCGGUGUAGCUCCAAUCGACCAACCACUCGUAACGACGAAGAAAUACAUGAUUUUCCUCGCAUAUAUUAUGCUAGAACCAAAAGGAGUUGCCGACGUAAUCAC
Molecule: messenger RNA, 828 nt
Organism: Aphanomyces astaci
Lineage: Eukaryota; Oomycota; Saprolegniomycetes; Saprolegniales; Verrucalvaceae
Exons: 1
Coding region: 42-734 (230 amino acids)
Source: RefSeq, a predicted model, not a curated record